Molecule: messenger RNA, 1005 nt
Organism: Sphaeramia orbicularis (orbiculate cardinalfish)
Lineage: Eukaryota; Metazoa; Chordata; Actinopteri; Kurtiformes; Apogonidae
Gene: mrpl27
Product: mitochondrial ribosomal protein L27
Exons: 4
Coding region: 64-507 (147 amino acids)
Biological process (GO): translation
Cellular component (GO): ribosome; mitochondrial large ribosomal subunit
Molecular function (GO): structural constituent of ribosome
Source: RefSeq, a predicted model, not a curated record
ACAGUGAAUGCAUCAAAGCUCCACGGAUAUGACGCAGCGGAUCCUGAAGUGACGUCUUUCAAAAUGGCGACGAUGGCGUCCUUGAUGUUGAGGUCCAGAACAGGUCUGCUACUGCCUGGCCAGUGUUUUCUUGUAGACUCUGUUAGGUUUGCUUCUAAGAAAGCUGGAGGCAGCAGUAAGAAUCAUGGUGGGAAAAGCCCUGGCCAAAGAUAUGGCCGCAAGAAACAUGAAGGAGCUUUUGUCCAUGCUGGUAAUAUCCUUGCAACACAGAGGGUUAUGAGGUAUCACCCCGGUGCACAUGUGGGGAUGGGAAGGAACAACACGCUGUAUGCUCUGGAGGACGGCCAUGUCCGAUUCACGAAGGAGGUGUACAUCCCAUCCCCUCGCACCUUUGAGGGCGCACAGGUCAUCCCGAAACUGCCAAGGGGGGCUGUGCUCUACAAGACUUUUGUCAAUGUCCUGCCAGUGAAACAGGAGGGAAAGUUUAAACUGGUGGACAUGGUCUGACAGCAACUGGGCUCCAUUAUGUCUCCUGUUUUUUUUCCUGGAAAGAAGGGUCAAGGAGGAAUUUCUUUGGGUGGGCUGACAUUGAAAAGAAGACUCAGCCAGCUUGACCAUCAGUCUUGACCUGAUGAGUGGUGGUUUCAGUUCAGAACCUGUACCCUGUGGUGGGAAAUUAAACCUGGCAAAAUGACACUCACUAAACAAAAUUUCCACUAUUUCAGUCCGUUUGUAGGUAAUUUAAACCGAAAGUGAAUGGUGGAAUGAAAGUGUUUUUCCGGAAUGUGUAUGAGUUUUAUUAACAACAUGUUACCAACUCAUGCUGUUGCUAAAAUCCACUCAUUACAGUCAGCUGUUGCUCAUUGAGAUCCUUCAUUGCUUUGUUGCGUCCUCUGUAUACCACCCUUUCUGGUUUGGUUGCCAGUGAAAAAAUCCAGAGGGUGUGCUGUACUUAUAACAAACUUAAAUGUAUAUGUUAAUAAAGUUUUAUAUGUUUUCUUUAUA